Aspergillus heteromorphus CBS 117.55 is the source of this 542-nucleotide messenger RNA. RefSeq lists its product as uncharacterized. Lineage: Eukaryota; Fungi; Ascomycota; Eurotiomycetes; Eurotiales; Aspergillaceae. The record is from RefSeq and is a predicted model, not a curated record. The transcript has a single exon. Bases 157 to 495 code for a protein of 112 amino acids.
AAGGCUUUUGUUGUUGUAGGCUUGUAGCACGUACCGAGAGCUGCCAUCCAACAACAGAGACGUCAUAUGCAUCCAGGGUCAUUGCGGGCGGUGAGAGAAAGAAGGAAAGAGAGGGCCAGAAAGGGCCGGGGGAAGAGGGGAGGGAGGGGACGAUAAAUGAGGGGGAUGAGGGGGAUCAGGGAGUCAGGAGAAGGAGGGAGAGAGUUGUCAGGGACGGGGCCAAGCAGAGAUCAUCGCAGGCGAAUCCCCAGAGCCGCGGGUUGCAGACGAAUGCGACGACCCGAUGAAGCUUUUCGUUUGUUCGCUCGGGAACAUGUGACAGCCCUGGUAUGGAUACGCCCGCCUGACCCGUAUUUGGUAUCGUUCGUUCUCUUCAGCACUUCAGGGUCCAGGCAGGGGGGUGGCCCCGAAAUUCAGGCUCUUCAGGCACCUCGCCUGGCUGGGGCGACUUAUGCCUCAGGCCCUAAGGCACCAGGAAGCCCGGCGGCGGACUAAAGCCGUCGCCGAAAUUUCCUCAUCAUCUCCGUCUGUUCCCCCCAUCG